Molecule: messenger RNA, 1828 nt
Organism: Planococcus citri (citrus mealybug)
Lineage: Eukaryota; Metazoa; Arthropoda; Insecta; Hemiptera; Pseudococcidae
Product: vesicular glutamate transporter 3-like
Exons: 9
Coding region: 334-1803 (489 amino acids)
Biological process (GO): monoatomic anion transport; transmembrane transport
Cellular component (GO): membrane
Molecular function (GO): transmembrane transporter activity
Source: RefSeq, a predicted model, not a curated record
AGACGGAUUAAUGUUAACGAGACGUUUAUCGCUUCAUCCAUUUUUAUGACAUAAUAUCUUUUUUUACACGCUUUAUUCGCCUCAAAAUGACACAUUAUCUGUUCUCUGUGUUCUAUCAUCUUAUCGGAGAUUGGUUUUUCGAGAGAUGACUGACGAGAUACGUAAAUGAGAGUCUGCCAAGUGAAAACUUUUCUAACCAGUAUGAUGGUGAUUUUUGGAAGAUAAGGUCUGUGAUUUACAGUUAUCGGCUCGAAUCUGUCUGUGAUUUUAAAAUAGGAGUAAUAAUGUAUGUGUGAUUGACGUGAUUGUGAUUGUAUAAUUUAUUUUUACGGAAUGAAUGCUCGAUCUACUUUAUGGUUACUGGUUUUUCUCGGAUUCUGGAUCAAUGACGUGUUCAAAACUAACAUGAGUAUGGUUAUAACGUCCAUGGUCAAGGACUACAGCAUGAAUACAAAUUUUACUGGAAGAUGUGGCGUGGGUAGCUUUACUUCUUGGCAUAAACUAACAGGAGUAGUACCUCCCAAAUCAGUGAUAAAACAAAUCACAUUCGACUGGGACGACCACGAGCAAGAUUUAAUAUUGGGUAGCUUUUUUUGGAUUCAUUGGAUCGCCCAAUUACCAGGUGGCAUCCUCACCCAUUAUUUUGGCACCAAGGUAGUUCUUGGAGUUUCCAUUUUUUUGGGAGUUAUUUCCAAUAUUUUAAUACCUUUUGCUGCUAAAAUGGGUAUCAAGACAUUGAUAUUUGUGAGAUUAUUUCAAGGGUUUGUGGGAGGUGCCACUUGGUCAUCGUUGCCUCAUUUGACUGCAAGAUGGAUACCAAAGAAAGAACGAGCAAUUUUUUUAACAUCUUAUUUAGGUGGAUCAGCUGGAUGGCCAAUCACAUACGUCUUAUCUAUGUACAUAACCGACACCUUCGGUUGGCAGUAUGUCUUCUACGUUCAAUCAAUUCUUGGCAUGAUCUGGUGCAUAACUUGGAAACAAUUAGCUUACGAUGAUCCAUUCCAACAUCCGAGUAUCUCCAUCAAAGAGAGAGCUCACAUAUUGAAUGGUAUGAGAGAAUCAGGGUUCAUCGAAGGUCAAAUGCUUCCUAUUCCAUGGAGAAGUAUUUUCACCUGUGCAGCAGUCUGGGUGAACUUAAUCACAUGUACUGGAUCUUUAUGGGUUUUAUUUACCAUGAUCACGUUAUCUCCUUCUUAUCUCAAGUCAUCACAUGGGCUCGAUUGGAAAACCAUCAGCAUAUUUUUCAGCAUAUCUCACAUCGCCAGAUGGUUCUUCGCCAUAACCUUAUGUAGUGUUGCCAAACGUCAAAAAUACCUUCCUCUCAGAAAUGUUCGCAAAUUAGCCACUUCAGUGUGUACCAUUGGUACCGGGAGUACGCUGUUGAUCGUCAGUUUAUCAAAUUGUAACAUUGUUCCGGCUAUGAUUGCCCUUUCCCUCGCUAUAAUUUCGAUCGGAGUGCAAGGAGCAGGACCGGUGGCUAUUUUUAUCGAUAUGGGUCCUAAUUUCACAGGUAUUCUGACUGGCAUUAGUGGUUCAGUAGGAGGUCUUGCUGGCUUAAUUAGUCCGAUGUGGCUGAAUUAUUUGAUGAAAGAUGAUCACACGUCAUUUCAAUGGCAGAAAAUUUUCAUGAUUACUGCAUUCAUCUGCUGGAUCAGUGGAAUUGUGAAUUUAUUCUUCGGUACUUCAGAGUUGCAGUCCUGGAAUAAAAAAGAUACCUCGGAGGAGCAACAUUUAUCCACUCAAAUUACACUCUUAUCCUCAAAAUCGAACAAAACUCGCGUAGAAAUGAUCUCUUGUAAAUAAAUUGUUGUUUUUUUUUAUAGGCGUG